This is a messenger RNA of Oncorhynchus mykiss (rainbow trout), 2937 nucleotides long. Lineage: Eukaryota; Metazoa; Chordata; Actinopteri; Salmoniformes; Salmonidae. The record is from RefSeq and is a predicted model, not a curated record.
AAGGAAGCUCCUGAGCCGCCAUUUCAUGUGCGAGCAGCUAAGAGAAAGGGGUGAGUUUAGCAUACAAAUCAGCAAAACAAAAACAAAUUUAGUCUAGAAUAACGAUUUUAAUCUUCGUCUGGCUGUCUCAUUUUGAGGAGCAAAGAUGAGCUACGGAAGGCCUCCGCCCGAUGUCGAGGGUAUGUCCUCGCUCAAAGUGGACAAUCUCACGUACCGGACCUCGCCUGAGACCCUACGCCGAGUUUUCGAGAAGUAUGGCCGGGUGGGAGACGUGUACAUCCCCCGCGAUCGGUACACUAAGGAGAGCCGUGGUUUCGCCUUUGUGAGGUUCCACGAUAAGCGCGACGCUGAAGACGCGAUGGACGCCAUGGACGGGGCCUUGCUCGAUGGGCGGGAACUGCGAGUGCAGAUGGCGCGAUAUGGCCGUCCACCAGACUCCCACUUCGGGCGCCGAGGCGGCAGUGGACCCCCAAGGAGGCAUGGAGGCUACGGGCGCAGGAGCAGAAGUCGUUCGGCCAGCCCCCGCCGGCGAAGACACAGCCGUUCCCGAAGCAGGAACCGCAGUCGUGGCCGUGACUACAGCCGCUCACGGUCUCGUUCCUACUCUAGAUCCCGUUCCAAGUCCCGCACACCCCGCAAGAGCAAGUCCCCAUCCCGAUCAAGGUCCCGCAGCCGCACCCCGGCUUCUAACAGAGGCUCACGGUCGAGGUCCAAGAGCAUGCCCAAAUCCCCCGAUGACAACGGAACCGAGUCUUAGUAACAACAGUUCCAAGCCAGACCCACUGCGGUGUCCUGUUGUCAAACCGAGAGGGUGUGGCAGAUGGCAGUGUAAGAGCAGUUAGUGUGUUGUGACGCGACCUGCCUGAGGCUGUUGGUGGGGGGCGAUGGCGGUUGCUAUGGAGCAGGUCGUCACUGGCGGUGCGGUGGUCCGUGCUGUCAGUUGGUGAGGUACUGUAUGUUCACAGGACCACAGACAGAAUGCUGCUGGCUGUACCGCUCUGUGUCUGGUGUCACUGGUGCAGGAGGGAGGACCCCAAGGUUUGUUGUCCAAUAAAUGCCUGAGUAAAAAUAAGAACAAAUUGAGUGGUGGGUGGGGGGGUCCUUGUAGUGAGAAGACAUCCCACGUUGUUAGGAACUCUGUUCUAUGCCAGUAACGUGGACAACUGACGAGCCCUCAAUGGAAUGGUUAAAAGGGGGUGUUUUCUAUCCGAUUUUAGAUUGAGAACAGUUGAUUGUCUAGUUGUGUCAAGCUAGCAACCUACCCUUUGACCUCCACUAAUGCAGCUUGUCUUGUUUUCUUUCCAGAUGUCAGACGAUUGAGACUUCUUCUCUGUGGACGUCAACCAGAGCUUAAGUCUGCCAGUGGACACCUCUCUACGCCUAACAGAAUACUGACCAAAAGGUUGUGACUUGGUCUAAAAUGUUUCAGUUGCCCAGAAAUAGACUACUAUAUAUUUACCAAUGCGUGUAAUGCCGUUGACUAGAGUGAAGGACAUGUUUUGAGGUUAACUGUAUUUUGUCCCAUUGUUAGUGCAGGUUUGUUGCAUAUUAAUUUGAUUUAAACUUUUAUGAAGUAGCCCCCCCCCUCUUUUUUAAAAAUGAAUUGAAGCCCUUAUUUAGUAGUCUAAUUCUCUACAGAAGUAUUCCCGUAUUGAGUUACUGCUGUUCUUCUUUUGGAGAGUUGAAUUUAGCAGUUACCCUAAACCAGCAACAUGUAGAGGGAAACCAUAUAAGCCAAAAUUGUAUAAAAAAUAUGUAACAUUUUACGUAAUUCUCUAACCUAACUAGGAGUGCAGAUAGUUUUUUCUAUUUUUAUGUAUGUACACCAAACAUUAGGAACACCUUCCUAAUAUUGAGUUGCACCUCCCUCUUUGCCCUGGUGUUGAAAGCGUUCCGCAGGGAUGCUGGCCCAUAUAGACUCCAAUGCUUGCCACAGUUGUCCAGUUGGCUGGAUCUCCUCUGGGUGAUGAACCAUUCUUGAUACACACGGGGAGCUGUUGAGCAUUAAAACCCCAGCAGCUUUGCAGUUCUUGACACAAACCUGUGUGCCUGGCACCUACUAUCAUACCCUGUUCAAGGGCACUUCAAUAUUUUAUCUUGCGCAUUCACCCUCUGAACGGCACACAUACACAAUCCAUGUCACAAUGCUUAAAAAUCCUUCUUUAACCCAUCUCCUCCCCUUCUUCUACACUGAUUGAAGUUUAUUUAGCAAGUGACACCAAUGAGGGAUCAUACUUUCACCUGGUCAGUCUGUCAUGGAAAGAGCAGGUGUUCUUAAUGUUUACUGUACUCAGUGUAUAUUGUUGAUACUUUUUUUUGUCUCUGGUAUGCAUUUACUUAAUCCCCUCUUGUGUCAUCUUUUGUGCACUAGGCGCAGUUGUGUAGCAGUUGAGUAUUGCUGGUUAGCUGUUAAGGUGCGAUGCAGUGCUGAUGGUGAGGUGGCAGUGCUGUGGCUGGCGGGGGUGUUGCGGUGCCCGGUGAGUGCCCGGUGCAGUUGCCGCCCUGCUAUCGACUUGGUGCUGCUGCCGUUUGCCUGGUUCUGGUCUGUAAGAAUAAAUCAAUCACUGCUGUGGUGGCAGAUCUGAUCAUCCCAUCUCUCUCCCUCUGUUGUCUUAUGGUCUCUUACCAUUGUGGAUGUACCAAUACUAUUCUCUUCCUCCCCUCUUUCUUCAUCCCUAGCCUGGUGGAACCAGUCUGAUCAUUGUAUUAUCCUACACACACACACACACACACCCCCCCCCCCCCCAACUGUGCUUUAGUCCUCUGUUGUGAGCUGGUUGUAUCCACUGAUGGAAGAGUCUGUUAUGGCUCGAAAGAGGAGGGUUGGAUAAAGGGCAUCCCACUAGCUUGAUAAAUUAGUCUCAUUAUUCUUUUGUGAACCCUCACAAGAUGUCUUGUAAAUGAUCCAGGUGAAGGCUAAUAAAAAUGUCAAAUUUG